Messenger RNA from Aspergillus brunneoviolaceus CBS 621.78, 1859 nucleotides. RefSeq names its product MFS general substrate transporter. Gene Ontology annotation, cellular component: plasma membrane. The transcript is spliced from 7 exons. Gene Ontology annotation, biological process: transmembrane transport; dipeptide transport; allantoate transport. Lineage: Eukaryota; Fungi; Ascomycota; Eurotiomycetes; Eurotiales; Aspergillaceae. The record is from RefSeq and is a predicted model, not a curated record. Gene Ontology annotation, molecular function: allantoate transmembrane transporter activity; dipeptide transmembrane transporter activity. The coding region runs from base 345 to 1859 and encodes 504 amino acids.
GUCCACAUUUGCUAUGCACGGGUCAAUGAAGUAGGUCGAAACGAGCAGUUUUCGACCCCAAUUGAGAAUAGUGAGACAUACCAGACGUGACGGUAAAACUGGUGAAAUAAUACAGCCACCGGUAGACUAGCAGACACCAGGCCCGCAUAGGGCGAAACAAGCCUCCGCCCGUUAAUUAAUUGCGCGCGAAGUACAUUCGAAUGAGCGAAAGCAUGCUGUGAUCGGGUGAGGUACUUCUACCUGCCCGCCUCUCGAAUGUUCUGCCAUCUUCAGUUCGAAUUUCGAAACAUCGAAAGAGGCAAAGGAUUCUGUCACAUCACCAGCGGAGGAACAAGACACAAAGUAUGGCUCCUUCGGAGGAUACCACGCCGCCUAUGACGGCGGACGAGAAGUCGUUCUCCAAAGGCCCUCAUGAAUCUGUCGACGAUGUUCAGCAUAUCUCGGAUAUGGAACAGAAAGCCAUCCUGCGUCGAAUUGACCUCUGCUUGCUUCCCCUGAUGUUCUUCUCGUACUUGCUGCAGUACCUCGACAAAACAACUCUAUCCUAUACCUCAAUCCUAGGCCUUCUGAGUGGAACGCAUAUAACCACUGCACAAUAUGCAUGGGCAUCAAGCGCAUUUUACUUCGGCUACCUCGUUGCCUCGUAUCCCGUGUCAUUGGGUUUCAUCAAGUUCCCCAUCGGAAAAUACCUUUCUGUUAUGAUGAUCCUGUGGGCUGUUAUCCUGACCUGUCAUGCAGCAGCUUCGAAUUUCGCUGGUUUGACCUCACUGAGAGUCCUUCUCGGGGUGUUCGAAAGUGCAAUCAGCCCGGGAUUUACCAUGCUGAUUGGCAUGUGGUAUACCCCGUCUGAGCAUGCGAUGAGGAGUUGCAUCUGGUUUUCGGGAAACGGAAUAGCCGCCAUCUUUGGAGGUGUGCUUGCGUACGCCAUUGGUCAUAUUGAUGAUCAUUUGGGCGCCUGGCAGUGGCUGUUCAUCAUAUUCGGCCUGAUUUCAAUCGCGUGGUCGGCUUUCCUGUUCUUCACUCUGCCCGAUUCGCCCCUCAACGCCAAGUUCCUCAAGUCUGAUCAGCGAGGCUCAGCCUACCAUCGUGCACAAGCAUCUCAGAAGAGUUAUCAGAGUCGGAGGUGGAAGAAAGACCAGUUCAUUGAGGCGCUGGUCGAUCCAAAUACUUGGUUCCUAGUGUUGUACAACUUCUUUGUCUCAUUGCCGAAUGGCGGCAUCACCAAUUUCGCCAGUAUUGUCAUCGAGUCAUUCGGUUUUGACACUUUUCACACACUACUAUACGAGAUCCCCUUGUCUGCUGUCGCUCUUGUCAUGCUCUUUGCCAUCGCAGUGACGUGCAACCGUUUCCCUGGCAUGCGCUGCUACUGGAUGAUCUUCACUCCCUUGAUCAGUCUGGUCGGUAUCCUUCUCAUGCGGCAAUUACCCACGCAUCGGAAAUGGGGUAGACUGGUGGGAGUCUGGCUCGUGACUGUCUUCGGAGCCGGCUGGCCACUGAGCCUAAGUUUGGUCUCCAGCAACACAGCGGGCUUUACCAAGAAGGGCACCGUGACUGCUCUUAUUUUCAUUGCCUAUUGUGUUGGCAACAUUGCUGGUCCGCAACUUUUCAAGAGCACCGAGGCCCCUCGCUAUAACACUGCAUUCUCAGCAAUCCUUGCGUGCUUCUGCCUUGCUGUACUUGAUGUCAUUGGCUUCCGCUGCUAUAUGGUCUGGGAAAACAAGCGACGCGAUCGCAAGCAGGGACGAACCAUCGAGCCCGAGUCAAGCAAGGCGGACGAUGCGACUGAUGCGUCCUUCGACAUGGGUGGUGACGGAGAUGUCUCUGAUUGGCAGAAUCAGAGCUACCGAUAUUGCCUCUAA